UUCCUCUCUCUCUGGUGAGGAACACUUUCACUUCCUGCUACUCCAGGCCUCCCCUCGGAGAACAGGGGCCAGACCAUGGCUUGCUGGCCUCGCGUAUCCUGAAGAUGGCUCAGCUGGAGGACAAGGCCCCUGCAGGCCCCAUCAAUGCGGAGAGACCGAUUCUGUCACAGGUGAAUGGAGCGGGUGAGACCCCCGUAGGGGUCCUGGGGACCCCAGAGCCACUGCUUCGCCUGUGGAGGACAUCGGGGGUGUGGCAGGUCCCAGAGCUGGACACACAGGAUGCAGAAGCCCUUCUUGAGCUGUGGCCACCAGGGAGUUUCCUGGUCACAGGAUACGACCCUAGCCAGGUCCUGGUGUUGAGGACAGGAGCUUCACGAGGAGAAGUCCACACCUACCAGAUCCAGAAGCUUCCUGGAGGUGUGUCCCUGAAAUACUCUAACCUCUGCAUGCCGGACCUGCCCCAUCUCCUGGCCUUCCUUUCAGCCAGCAGGGAUGUUUUGCCCAGAACUCUGCUCUUGCCCCCUCCCACUCGAAGGCCUGGAGACCAACACGCAGGUCCUCUGCAGAUUGGUGGUGUCCAACUCAACAUGUCGGAGAGGGUGCUUUCCGUGGUGAACAAGCUCUACGUGGAGACCCACAGAGGGUGGAGGACGGAGCAGAUGCCGCCAGAGACACCUCCAGAAACUGCAGAAAGACACAGAUCAGCCCCCAGGAACCCUGCCCCUCACAGGGUCUCGUGGGUUGAAGGCCCACUCAGCCCCGAGGUGCACCACGCUGGGCCAGCUCUGGCCAGCCUGGUGGAGGAGACAGAGAAGGAGGACAAGGAUGAGAACGAGGACGAAAAUGAGGCCGACUUCAGAGAUGAAGAGAACGAACCGGAGGAUGUGCUCACCCAUCACAUCCAGGCUCUGGCCAGGGCCCGGGGCAGCUACGUGGGCAGGCAGUUCCAGGGCCUGAGGGCGCGUCUCACCUCAAAUACCAGAGGCCCCCACAGGCCUGGGGACGCAGCCACAGAGCUGCUGCAGGAUGUGCGGCACCUCCUUACUGACCUCCAGGAUCACUUAUCAAAGGACCCCGACGUUAGAGCUGUUUUUGGGAGCCUGGGGCCUGGGACCCCCCAGAAGGACGACGGUCUUGGCGCCGCGGUGGAGGCGGCCUUGUGCCGGGCGGUGCUGGCGCCGCUGAAGCCCGCCCUGUGGACGCGACUCCGCACGCUGCGGGCCGGGGAGCUGCGGCGCCUGCGGCAGCGACAAGUAGCCCUGCGGGCGGGGGCGGGGCCUCCGGGAGCCCAGGGGGCGGGGCUGGCGGGGCAGGGCCCCGCCCCCGCCCUGCGGAGCCGCAUCCACGCGCGCCUGGCGCACCUCCACGCCGCCUGCGCCCCACGCCGCAAGGUGGCGCUGCUGCUGGCCGUGUGCAGUGACGUCUACGCGGGCCUGGCUCGGGGCGAGAACCAAGAGCCGCUGGGGGCCGACGCCUUCCUGCCCGCGCUGACGGAGGAGCUGAUCUGGAGUCCGCACAUUGGGGAGACGCAGCUGGACGUGGAGUUUCUCAUGGAGCUGUUGGAUCCCGACGAGCUACGGGGAGAAGCCGGGUACUACCUGACCACGUGGUUUGGGGCGCUGCACCACAUUGCGCACUACCAGCCCGACGCGGGCCGCGCCCCCCAGGGGCUCAGCUCCGAGGCUCGCGCCUCCCUGCGCCAGUGGCACAGCCGGCGGACGCUGCACAGACAGGACAGACAGAGCCACGACGGAGCCCAGGUCAGCCUGUCCUUUGAGGAACCGUGGGUGAGAGACCCUGUGCCCAGAGACCAGUGACGAUCAGGGGUCUCAAACCCUCCUGCUCUCCAGGCAAGAUUCCAGAAGCACCAGGACGGCACCGACUUCUGGUUGGUUUAGGUGCAGGGGAGUAGCCGGGGUUCCCAGGAACAGACCCACCCCUGGGCCUCUGCAUUGGCUGCUCCAGCUUUCUGGAAUCCCCUUUCCUGAUAUCCGUAUUGCUCUUUCCCUCCAUUCCUUGGGUCUUUAGGCAGAUGUCCCCUCUCAGUGAGGCUCUCCCAAUCACCCUCUGUAAAGGCCCAGCUCCUCUGACUUGACCCUCCCUGGGGUAUCCACCUCCUAAUCCCCAGAAUCUGUGAAUAUGUUACCUUACAUGGACAAAGGGACUUUAUGUAUGUGGCUAAAUUAAGGAUCUUGAUAUGGGGAAAUAAUUCUGGGUCAUCCUGGUGACCCCGUAUAAUCACAGGAGGAUUUAAUAUAUGUAUUAAAUAUAUUAUUUUAUAUUAUUAUA
Molecule: messenger RNA, 2289 nt
Organism: Canis lupus familiaris (dog)
Lineage: Eukaryota; Metazoa; Chordata; Mammalia; Carnivora; Canidae
Gene: RINL
Product: Ras and Rab interactor like
Exons: 12
Coding region: 105-1817 (570 amino acids)
Biological process (GO): vesicle-mediated transport
Cellular component (GO): cytosol; endocytic vesicle
Molecular function (GO): small GTPase binding; guanyl-nucleotide exchange factor activity
Source: RefSeq, a predicted model, not a curated record